This is a messenger RNA of Ahaetulla prasina, 1242 nucleotides long. It is a transcript of the gene SSTR3, whose product is annotated as somatostatin receptor 3. Gene Ontology annotation, biological process: neuropeptide signaling pathway. Lineage: Eukaryota; Metazoa; Chordata; Lepidosauria; Squamata; Colubridae. Gene Ontology annotation, molecular function: somatostatin receptor activity; neuropeptide binding. The coding region runs from base 1 to 1242 and encodes 413 amino acids. The record is from RefSeq and is a predicted model, not a curated record. The transcript has a single exon. Gene Ontology annotation, cellular component: membrane; neuron projection.
AUGGACAAUUUCAACUUCUCCACCACAGUGGCUUUUUGGGAAGAAAAUUCAACAACUUCUGGUACAGCCUUUCUUUCUGGAAAUUUAUCCCUAGCUUCUAGUCUAGGCCUAGAUAUUAGUGGUGUCCUUAUUCCUCUGGUAUAUCUCAUUGUCUGUGUUGUAGGACUAGCUGGAAAUUCUCUAGUCAUUUAUGUGGUUUUGUGCCAUUCAGUGAGUGAAUCAGUGACUAACAUCUAUAUCUUCAACUUGGCACUGGCAGAUGAACUCUUUAUGCUUGGCCUACCCUUCUUGGCAGCACAAAAUGCUUUAUCAUAUUGGCCUUUUGGCUCAUUUAUGUGCCGUCUAGUGAUGGCUGUGGAUGCCAUAAACCAAUUUACUAGUAUUUUCUGCCUCACCGUGAUGAGCAUUGACCGCUAUCUAGCUGUGGUGCACCCUGUGAAAUCCUCAAAAUGGCGGACAGUCCGAGUCGCUAAGACUGUCAGUGCCACUGUGUGGGUAGUCUCAUCUGUGGUGGUACUGCCUGUGGUAGUGUUUUCAGAAGUCCCUCAUGGUAUGAGUACAUGCCACAUUAAAUGGCCUGAGCCUGCUUCAGUAUGGAAAGCUGGUUUCAUCAUCUACACAGCUACACUCGGCUUCUUUGGGCCACUGCUGGUAAUCUGCUUGUGUUACCUGCUUAUUGUUGUCAAGGUUCGUUCAUCAGGCAGAAAGGUGCGAGCAGUGACAGCUAAACGCAAACGCUCUGAACGGAGGAUCACACGCAUGGUAGUAAUUGUGGUGGCAGUCUUUGUACUCUGUUGGCUACCUUUCUAUAUGCUCAACAUCAUCAACGUCAUCUGGACUUUGCCUGAGGAACCAUCACUCUUUGGUAUUUACUUUCUGGUUGUUGUCCUGCCCUAUGCCAACAGUUGCACCAAUCCUAUCAUCUAUGGCUUCCUCUCCUAUCGGUUCAAACAGGGUUUUCGCAAAGCCAUCUUGAGACCCUCCCGCCGAGUGCAGAACCAAGAAGUAGCCAUGGCAACAACUGCAGAUAAUAUGAUGGAGGAGGAAGAUGGGGAGGAGGAGGAGGAAGAAGAAAUGUUAGCUAAAGUAAAGGAGAUCAGCAAGAUUACCCAAAAUGGUAAUGGAGGACAGCAAGAGAGUGAACCUGCCAGUGAGCCAGGAAGAGACAGUGAACACAAGCCAAAUACUGAAGAGCCCAUAAGUGGUGAGAAGCCCAACAUAGUUAACAUCAGCUGUUUAUAG